Pimephales promelas (fathead minnow) is the source of this 2843-nucleotide messenger RNA. NCBI's taxonomy places the organism in Eukaryota, Metazoa, Chordata, Actinopteri, Cypriniformes, Leuciscidae. The record is from RefSeq and is a predicted model, not a curated record.
GUCUGCGGGAAGGGAAACUAAACUGAUCAACGAAAGUCUGAAAACGGAAUUACAAAAGACAAUUUAUUCAGAUAUAAAGCUAAGACCACAGCUGAUACUCACUCUAUUGUAAUAGGAUUUUACUGAAUGGGUUUUUAAUGUUUGCGGCCUGCUUCAGUUGGCCUAGCUAACUGGAUAUGAGGCAAAACCAGGAUGCAGUAGGCCUGAUCAAGAUCACAACGAGCUAAAUUCUGAUAAGUUUGCUUUAUUGAAUUUAAUUCAUAACUGUAACAAUUUCUGAUUGAGUGUGAUUGACUUGGUCUAUGUCAUUUGAUUAUUUUAAAGAAAAAUUUAGUGUAUUUUUGUCGAGACUUAAGAACCAGUAAGUAGCCUUUGAAAUACAGACUAAGAACAGAAGUGAAAUCUGUUGUUGAAAAUGUUUAGUAAAUUAAAAAGGAUGAUUGAAGAGGAGAAUAGAGCAAUGGCAGAAUCAUCAAUAAAACAAAGCGAGACCAGGAGUAUGGAUGAACCUCUAACAAGUUCUCUGUCAUCCGAGCUCCAGUGCUCGAUCUGUCUGGAUGUGUUCACUGAUCCAGUCAGCACUCCAUGUGGACACAACUUCUGCAAGAGCUGCCUUAAACAGUGCUGGGACACAAGUCAGACCUACAACUGUCCAUUAUGUAAAGAAACAUUCACUACAAAACCUGACCUCAAGAUCAACACAGCUCUCAGAGAGGUUGUGCUGCUCUUUAAAGAAAAGUCUGGCCAGAGUAAAUCUGAGGUUCUCUGUGACAUCUGUGAUGAUAUAAAGAUGAAAGCUCUGAAGAUGUGCCUGGUGUGUCAGAGCUCUUACUGUCAAACACACCUGGAGCCUCAUCACAGAGUCCCAAAGCUAAAGAAACACAAACUGAUCGAUCCUGUGGAGAAUCUUGAGGUCUAUAUCUGUCAGAAACAUGAGAAACCUCUGGAGCUGUUCUGUAGAGAUGAUCAGAGAUGUGUGUGUUUGCUCUGUGCUGUGACAGACCAUAAGACUCACAACAAUGUUUCUGUAGAGGAGGAGAGCGAAGAGAGGAAGCCUCAGCUAAUGAAGAUGCAGACAGACGUGAAGCAGAUGAUCCUGGACAGAAUGAAGAGGAUUCAAGACCUCAAACACUCAGCAAAACUUAGAAAAGAAACAUUAGAGAUAGAGAAAGCAGAGAGUAUUGAGCUCUUCACUGAUCUGAUCCGCUCCAUUGAGAGAUGUCAGUCUGAGCUGCUGGAGAUGAUGGAGCAGAAGCAGAAAGCAGCAGAGGAGCAGACUGAAGAGCACAUUAAAGAGCUGGAGCAGGAGAUCACUGAGCUAAAGAGGAGAGACACUGAGCUGGAGCAGCUCGCACACACUGAGGAUCACCUGCAGCUCCUACAGAGUUACCUGUCUCUGAGCAGACCUGCACACACCAUCAGCUGCACUGAGAUCAGUGUUAGUGACACUCAUGAGAGUGGGACGAAUCUAAGGAAAGCUUUGACUCAGCUGCGGGAGACUAUAGAAGAGAAACUCAGCAAAACUGAGCUGAAGAGGAUACAACGAUAUGCUGUGGAUGUGACUCUGGAUCCUGAGACAGCUCAUCCAUUCCUCAUCCUGUCUAAUGAUGGAAAACAAGUGACAAGUGGAGCUACUGAGCUUGAACUCAAAGACAACACAAAGAGGUUUGAUCAUUGUUGCUGUGUUUUGACAAAAGAGGGGUUCAGCUCAGGAAGGUUUUAUUAUGAGGUGCAGGUAAAGGGAAAGACUAAGUGGGAUUUAGGAGUGGCCAGAGAAUCCAUUAACAGGAAGGGAAUGAUCACAGCAGCUCCUGAGAAUGGAUACUGGGCUGUAUUUCUGAGGGGUGGGAAUCACUAUCAGGCUUAUGAAUCUGCUCCUGUGUCUCUGUCUCUGAGAGUGAAGCCUCAGGUUGUGGGUGUGUUUGUGGAUUAUGAGGAGGGUCUGGUUUCCUUCUAUGAUGUGGAGUUCAGAUCUCAUAUUUAUUCUUUCACUGGUCAGUCUUUCACUGAGAAACUCUUCCCCUUCUUUUGCCCUUGUAACAACGAAAAAGGUAAAAAUGCAGCACCACUGAUCAUCUCACAUGUCAGACAAGAUACAUUUACACCCAAUGCACCAAUACGAAUAUGAAAAUAACAGUUUAGUGCUAUGAAUAUUUGUUGUCAAACUAUGUUUUCCAGCUUUGAAAAUCUUAAUUUCUUCCCUUCUGUUAAAUAUUCAUUGUUUUUCUGAAGGGCCAGGAAUGUUUGCUUAAGACAUUUUUUUCUUGUAAAAUGUUGUAUCUAAACAAACAUCUGUGUUCAUUUCUAUAAAGUGAAGGGACCAUCCAGUAAACUCAGGAAAAACAUUUCAUAAACAAUUCCAUAUUUCACUUCUGAAUAAAGUUUCAGUGAGGGAUCGAUACAAAGGUACCAGCAGAAUGUAUGUUUUCUGUUUCAAGUGUAUUUUUGAAGUGUAUUCAUUCAUGCAUGGUUUUUGAGUCCUUAUUUCCCACAACUCCUAACAACUUUUGUGGUGGAGUUUGUCAAGCUCCUCUUUCCACUUUUUCAUCUGUAGAAAAAUGGGGAUGAAUGAUGCAGAAACUGCCACCACAAUUUUGUUUAUCAUGUAAUAAUGAAUCUUAAAGUAAUUAUGUUAAUAAUUAUGUCCAAAUGCAAAAAGUAUGUGAAAUAUGCAAUAAAAGUUGUGACAAAAAAUCUACAUGAUGAUCUAACAUACUCAGUAUAGCCGUACAUUUUGAUGUUUCAUUUCCACAAGAAGAGAUGGGAGGAGCUAUGACAUCACCGCAUUUGAAAUCUUUCAGUGGACUUAAGACUGAACAAUUUGGCAAUUUUUUAAAACCAUU